CUAAAAUAGUAUCUACAUAUUCUUAAUCAUAAUAAAUCAAAAUAAUAUAUAUUAGGAUACGUAUGUAAUAGUUCCCCCACAGGAAGAAUUAGGAAGAAAGACUGUACUUGUUCAGGAUUCAUCAUACAUUCAUCAAAUAGAUUGUUUAUUUCAAAUAAAAAUAAAAAAAAAUUGUUUCAAUUCCCCCACAGGAAGAAUUAGGAAGAAAGACUGAACUGGUUCAUACUAAAAUAAUAUCAAAAUACAUUAAAACGGCACAUAGAAAUUGCAAUAUUGAGAACUACCCCAACACUAGUGGCAACAAAAGAUGAGCCUUCGAAAAAAAAAACUAAAUUUUAGUACAUAAUAAUCUUAUCACAAAUAGACUUAUUUAAAGAAAACACUUGAGAGAAGCAUACAAAGAUAUGUGCAACGAGAAAAAAAAUUUAGAUUUUGAAAGAAUGUCCAUGCGGCAGUCCACAAUUUUUUUAUCACAAUAUUCAAAGAAGUUAUGAGGAAAUAAUCAAUUUUUUCUUAUCAGGGGUUAUCAAACUUUUGUUUUUAUAAAAGAUGUUUGUUUAUUAUUUUUACUAAUAAACAAUAUUAUAAUUUUCAUUUUUAAAUUUUUGAUCCUGGCGACUUUGUUUAAUGUUUGUUGUUUAUUUCAACUAAUAAAUUGAAUAAUUAUUGAUUCAUUAUGUCUCGUGGUAUGAAUGAUGAUGAAAUAUUAGCUGAAUUAGAUGAACUUUUAGCAAAUGCGGAAUCUGACGACGAUUUUGAAAUUGAUGGUAAAUAUUUUGAUUAUUAUUAUUUUCUUAUUUACAAUAAGGGAAUAAGUUAUAGGUAGUCAUCAUAGAAUCAUUAUAAUAAUGAUUGCUUUAGUAAUUAUUACUUGUAUUUAUAAAAGGCAAUAAAGUAUAUCCUACAUAUUAUUGUAGUGUAAUACUGGUAAAUAAUACUGUUAUUCUAGUUAAUUUAUUUUUUUUAUAUAUUUACAUAGAUAUGUUUCCACAUGAUGACAUACAAACUUUGGAUACUCAGUGUGAUGAUGAUGAAAUAUUUGAAAUGGAUAUUGAACCAGUUCAAUAGCCUACUACAUCAGAUAUACAACCAAUUACUUGUACUCAAAGAUCAAAAAAAAAAAAAACUAAAAGUAAAAACUAAACCAAAAGCAAGAGGUAGAUUGACUACACCAAAUUUCAAAUGGAGAAGAGGACCAUUUCAACCCAAAGUUCAUCAUUUUGACCCAAGUGUAAGUGGUAUAAAAAAAAUUGAGUUUGAUCUUAAUGAAAAUUCACCGAUUAUUGAUUUUUUUGAAUCAUUUUUUACACCAUCACUGUUGGGUAAAAUAGCAUUUGAAACAAAUCGAUAUUAUCAACAAAAUACAGAAGACCAAGUACUAGGAGACCGUGAUAAACGUUGGUAUGAUACAACAUCUGAGGAAAUGUAUGAGUAGAAACAGAUAUCAGAUUCUACUUCGGUAUUUCCACUUUACCAACAAUGAUCAUCAAGUAGCUGGUGAUAGACUGUACAAAAUACAA
This is a messenger RNA of Acyrthosiphon pisum (pea aphid), 1520 nucleotides long. RefSeq lists its product as uncharacterized. The transcript is spliced from 2 exons. The record is from RefSeq and is a predicted model, not a curated record. Lineage: Eukaryota; Metazoa; Arthropoda; Insecta; Hemiptera; Aphididae. The coding region runs from base 992 to 1435 and encodes 147 amino acids.